AUGACACAAGAUCUUGCUGAGCGUAAAGCACGGGAGUUAUGUAUCCAUAAACAAGUUAACGAUUUGGAAUUGGAUCCAGCUGGGUGGAAGAAGUAUCUCCUUUUGGAAACAGAGACUAAAGGUCCAAUGGGAGUGGAUAAAGGGAAAAGUUUAGCAAGCUCAAAGACUGCUCAUGAUCAGAGUAAAGAGAUGCUUUGGAAUAAACACAUGAUGGAAAGGGGAGGCAGUAAUAAAUUCAUGGGUGCAUCCUUCAAAGCUGCUUUGAGUAAUGGUAAUUUGCUUCCUGAGGGGGUGGAUCCGAAGGGUUUGGUUAUGAUAAACCCGAAAGUAAAAUCUACUACUGAUGGUCCAGAAGUUCUUCUCAACCCGCAGAAUCAACGGUCAUUGGCUCUGGAUUUGAACAGAGAAGGACUUAAGGAAGAUGGGGAUGUGGCUUUGAUCCCUAAAGAACCGACAAUAGGUGAUCCCUUACAACAUAUCGGACAGAAAGAAGGAUUUGGGAGUUAUGUUCCCACUCUAAACCAUUUGAAAUUCAAGGCUGGAGUUGAUUUUGCAAGUGGAUCUAUUACAAGUGGUAAAAGUAGAAACUCCAGGCAGACGACUACAAGAGGUAGAAAGCUACAGAGCAAUGCUAGAAAAACUAGUGACAUGCUACCUAAAGCACUUGCUGAGGGAGAAACUGAGAAGGGUCGUGUGGUUAAGAGUAAGAUUGUGGAUGAUGCAGAGGAGGUGCCAAGUUAUGGCAAUAACAUGUCAUGGGCAGGAACUUGUGAGAUUGUGAAGCCGGAUGGAACCAAAGAGAGUGUUUGGAUUCAAUGUCGGUUAGAUCGUGCUUUUGGUAACUCUGAAUGGUUUCGUUUAUUCCUGAGAACCCAAUUUGAAUAUUUGGAGAGACAUGACUCGGAUCAUCGGCCUAUUAUUACUAGGAUUCAGACAAAGGUUGCAGUCACUACGGUAAAUUCUGGUUUGACAAAAGAUGGUGCCGUAAACCAGAGGUUAUUGAAGUAG
Arabis nemorensis is the source of this 1008-nucleotide messenger RNA. The record is from the annotation of a GenBank genome assembly. NCBI's taxonomy places the organism in Eukaryota, Viridiplantae, Streptophyta, Magnoliopsida, Brassicales, Brassicaceae.